Aspergillus vadensis CBS 113365 is the source of this 1128-nucleotide messenger RNA. RefSeq lists its product as uncharacterized. NCBI's taxonomy places the organism in Eukaryota, Fungi, Ascomycota, Eurotiomycetes, Eurotiales, Aspergillaceae. The record is from RefSeq and is a predicted model, not a curated record. The transcript has a single exon. Bases 1 to 1128 code for a protein of 375 amino acids.
AUGGGAGAACAACCAGGUCUAUCAGAGAAGGAAAUUGACGCGGAGAAUACCAUUAAGGACUCGACCGUUACCACCAUGAAAAAAUGCGGUAACCAACAAAACGCUGAAGGAGACCAACAAAAGACGACGGGAGCGGACUCCAGCUCUGACGAAUGGCAGCACCUUGAUAAUACUGUCCCAGACGAGGCAUUUUCUUCGCUUGGUUGUCCUGUGAACAAAGACCUAGAGGACACUGUGCCAGAUGACUCCCCGAAAAGCUUGGUGGAAGGAAAUACCACUACGGGUAACACGCCAACAUGCGGCGAUACUGAAACCAAGAAGACGGGCGAUACAACAAAGGAAGGAAGCCAACUAGGCGAUGACGAAGCCUUUUUUUUCCAUGUUGACGAGGGUGAGCCACCAGCCACAAGUUUUUCUAGCGAAAACAAAGACGUCGACAAGGGCAAUUCAAGCCCCAAUCACGAAGGACUUGACGAAGAGGUGAACUUACUUGAUAGCGAAGAAAAGUGGACCAAUGCAGAAGAAGACAGCGAAACUCACGAACCCGAAAACAACAACGUCGACGACAACCAAGUCGAUGAAGAAAUAGCCGAAGAGACGAACGAUAACGGAUUCCAACAUAACAGUGAGGAGGAGAGUAGCGAUAUUCAAAAUAACGGGAAUAACGGUGAAGAAGACAAUAGCCAGUGCGAUGAAGAUGACGAAGAUACCAAAUCUGUCUCUAGCACAGAUAGCAACUACUUCCUCAAAACAUGGAGGUAUUUACCAGAAGACGAAGACAUUGCUGCUGGGAAUGAGAUGGACCUGAAGUUUGAUGACCAAGCCAUUGAAGAUCUUGAAGCCAACGUGGACGAUAUGGACGAUGAAUCACCCUCCCGCUUGGAAUGGCUUAGACAGAAACGGCUGCUAGCUGGGCUGCAGCUAUCCAAGAAUGAACAGCGCCUUGAACGGUUGAUGGAUCGCGUCAUGUGUCUAAUUGGUCAGGAGAAUGUCAAGGCUCAAUUUUUGGCCCUCAAAGCCAGGAUCGAAGCAGAUAAAUCGCGGGGCGAAGACUUCAAGAAUGCCCAUCAUGACAUUAUAAUUACUGGAAGCAUAGGAGCCGGUCAGUGUAUCUCCGGAAUUGCGUGA